Messenger RNA from Hypomesus transpacificus, 5985 nucleotides. It is a transcript of the gene ccdc186, whose product is annotated as coiled-coil domain-containing protein 186. The record is from RefSeq and is a predicted model, not a curated record. Gene Ontology annotation, molecular function: small GTPase binding. Gene Ontology annotation, biological process: vesicle cytoskeletal trafficking. The transcript has 16 exons. Gene Ontology annotation, cellular component: trans-Golgi network. Bases 158 to 3211 code for a protein of 1017 amino acids. Lineage: Eukaryota; Metazoa; Chordata; Actinopteri; Osmeriformes; Osmeridae.
GUUGAUGUGUCACCUCAGUAGCGACUGGUUUCGACCCAGCUGGACAAGCCUCAGUCAAGCGAAGCUAGCCAGCUACAUAUUUCCAGAUUUAUAUUCAAAUCUACAUAAACGAUAUAGAAUGGAUUUAUCAUAUAAGGUGUGUAGCUGAAGGAGACCCAUGGACCAGUCUGAUCACGCCUCAGCCGGCAGCCUGCCUCAAGGGUCAGAGGUCACGUUUGCGGGAAAGAUGGAGGGAGACCACCACGUUGAAGGUGGAGGGGAAGCAGAACGGCCUGGUCUGGAAGAUGGCACAACACCAACAUGUAACGAUGCAGAGCCAAUUGAACCAAGGACACGGAUGCAGACAGACGCACGGACAGAGCCAAGUGUCCCAGCUAGGUGUGGAGGUGACCAGGAGCUAGACACCAGCUGUGGCAGUGAGACAGCCUCCAUUGAAGACGGUAGGACUUUAGCUGCUCUUCUGGAUGGAACGGGUGGUGUUCUGGAAUCUUCCCCCACUGUCCUGGAUGAGGUGGUGGAGAGCUCCACCUCUGUUCUGGAGGGGACAAUAGAAGCCUCCCCUUCUGUGCUAGGUGGUGUGAGAGAUUCUCUCUUGGCUCCUAUGCAUGACGUACGAGAUUCCUCGCCCUCCGUCCUAGAUGGUUCAAACGAAAACCCCCCCGCUGUUAUUGAAGAAGCCGGGGAAAGUCCACCUUCCACCUUGGAAUGCUCCACCGAACCUCCUUUCACGACUGCCAACUCCACACCUGACUCUGGGGUCCCAAACGGUCUAACCACUCCCUCGACGCCCUCCAGCCCUGACACCGUGAGCUCUGUGGCCUCCAGCCCUCCUACCAAGAACAGCAAGCCUCCCCCACCUAGCUCCUCCAGCCCAUACGACACGGACUGCAGCCGCAAGCUCAUGUCCCAGAUCCAGCGCUCGCUGUCUCAGGAGUCCCUCCUGGAUGAGUUGGAGUCCGAGCUGCUUGCAUACCAGCUCCCGGAGGGAGGAGGAGGGGGGGCCGGAGGGCACCAAGGAAACCCCCUCGUCAACGGGCUGCAGACAGACCCAGAGGGUCACAUGGCCUUUGAGAAAUGUGUCCAGCACAAGUACGCCCAGCAGGAGAAGGCUAUCAAGAGGCUGCUGGAUGACAAUAAGAAACACCAGGAGCUGAUUCUGGGCAUCUGCUCUGAGAAGGAUACCAUGAGGGAGGAGCUGCGGAGGAGGGCGGAGACGGAGAAACAGCACAUGGCCACCAUCAAGAAGUUUGAGGCCAGGGUGGAGGAGCUGUUCAAGGAGCUGAAGGAAUCCAGGGACAAACUGGUUCACCAGGACCAGGCAGCCAAGGGAGCCCUGCAGCAGAUGCAGAGAGAGAUGGCCUUCCGCCUCGAACAGGCGGGCAAGAAGUGCGAGGAGGCGCGCCAGGAAAAGGAGUCCAUGGUCAUGAGGUACGUGCGGGGGGAGAAGGAGGCGCUGGACCUGCGCAGGGACAAGGAGUCCCUGGAGAAGAGGCUGCGGGAGGCCAGCAAGGAGGUGGACCGCCAGGCCCUGAGAGGCAACCAGCUGGCUCAGGAGAAGGGCCGCCUGCAGCAGCUCCACGACGCCAAGGAGGGAGAGGUGAGCAGGCUGGCCCGGGAGCUGGAGAAGGUGAAGGAGGAGAUGAACUCUCACCUUAUCAAAGUCAAGUGGGCCCAGAACAAGCUGAAGAGCGAGGGUGACGUCCACAAGGAGACGAAAGACAAGCUGAGGGACACCACCGCCAAACUCACCCAGGCCAAGGAGGAGACGGAGCAGAUCCGCAAGAACUGCCAGGAUAUGAUCCGCACCUAUCAGGAGUCUGAGGAGAUCAAGUCAAACGAGCUGGAUGCCAAACUGCGGGAGACCAGAGGACAGCUGGAGAAACACAAGCAGGAGCAGACAGACCAGCUGGAGAUGCAUCGAGUGAAAUCUAAGGAGCUGGAAGACUUGAAGAGGACUUUCAAGGAAGGGAUGGAUGAGCUGACAACUCUACGAACCAAGCUGAAGUGUCUGGAGGAAGAGAGACCACGCUGGGAGGAUGAGCUCUCCAAGUACAGAGAGAUCAUCAACAGGCAGAAGGCUGAGAUCCAGAGGCAGAGAGACAAGCUGGGAGAGAUCACCUCCCUGGAGGAGCAGCACCAGCGUGAUGGACAGGAGAUGGCAGCUCUCCGCGAGGAGGUGGACAGCCUCGGCGGUCAGAUCACCGACCUCCAGCGGGACGUGCAGGGCAGCCGGACGCGCGAGGCCGAGCUGCUGGGCUUCACAGAGAAGCUGACCAGCAAGAACGCCCAGCUGCAGUCCGAGAGCAACGGGCUGCAGUCCCAGGCGGACCGCCUCAGCGCCGCCUCCAGGGAGCUGCAGGAGCGGCUGGACGACACGCUCCGGGCCCUGGCCGAGCAGACGGAGCGUCUGCGGAGGGAGGAGUCUCUGCGGCAGGCGGAAGGUCGGGCGCUGCAGGAGGAGAGGGACCGGCUGCAGGAGGAGACGGCCCGGCUGCAGACCCGCGUGGACGAGCUGAGAGACGAGCUGCAGACCCAGAAGAGGAAGCAGGCGGCCAACCUCAAGGACCUGACCAAGCAGCUGACGCAAGCUCGCAAGAGGCUGGAGCAGCAGGAGAACGGAGGCUGCGACCGGGAGGUCAGCAGCAUGGGCAGCCGCUCCAGCUCCUCAGGUUCCUUGAACACGCGUCACGGAGGCGGCGGAGGGGGCGGCACCCUGGAGGAGCGCUCACCAGAGAGCCAAUCGGGUUCCUCGGUGGUGGUGGUGGACAGCUUCCCCGAGGUGGACAAGGCCAUGCUGGUGGAGCGCAUCGUGCGCCUGCAGAAGGCCCAGGCCAGGAAGCAGGAGAAGAUCGAGUUCAUGGAGGACCACAUCAAACAGCUGGUGGAGGAGAUCCGCAGGAAGACCAAGAUCAUCCAGAGCUACGUGUUAAGAGAAGAGACCGGGGCUCUGUCCACGGAGGCCUCAGACUUUAACAAAGCCAACCUGAGCCGCAGGGGCGGCAUCAUGGCCUCCCUGUACACCUCCCACCCAGCCGACAGCGGCUUGACCCUUGACCUCUCGCUGGAGAUCAACAGGAAGCUGCAGGCCGUCCUGGAGGACACGCUGCUGAAAAACAUCACGCUCAAGGAGAAUCUUCAGACGUUGGGGGCGGAGAUUGAAAGACUAAUUAAGCAGCAGAGAGAUCCAGUUGAUGGGGCGAGACAGAAGUGACCGUGGGAGAUGACAAGAAGGAGUCAGGGCCAAGCGGAGGAGUGGGGAGUCCCCAUCCCUAAACGAAGGCCUCACAGUCACACACACACACACACACAACAUGUAAUGUACACCCUCAAACCCUAUAAGAAGGACAGAAUUGAAUGUUGAAGUGCCAGUAGCGCCUGUAUUUCAUUUGAAGAUGAUCUUAGCUUCUGUCUGGAGCGUGGGGGGGAGGACGGGGCCAGUAAAGAUGCCUACCCCUCCUUCGGUCACGACCGGAUUGACUUUCUGAUCUUCCAGACAAUGCAUCAUUGUGCUGUUGGUCUCGACCAACACUAUGCUCCAGCUCCGAUACCAACACCAUGCGUUGACUUCAACACCGGAGCAGCUGUUUUAAUCAUCCAUUAAAUAGAAAGACCGAUCCCGAUGUGUAACCUUUGGAAUCCACCUUGACAAAGCUAUAAUCUGUGGUUUUUAAUCUAUAAAGGAAUGACCAAUCCAUGCCCCUGUAGAAUAAAGUGUGCAGAACUCUCCCAGCAGCACACGAGGCUUGUCGGUCAGUACCUCCCCAAGCUGCUCGUCAUCUCGAUGCAUUUCCUGCAGGGUCUGACGACACACAUUUUGGAAUAAAUUAAGGGGAUUAUAUUGAUAUUGCUAAAGCCAGUGGUUAAUGCAGUUCACAGCAUGCUGCCUUUCCUGUCCUUCAGAAGUCAUAUGUGCCAGUGGCUGAAUGUAGUUCUGAAUGACCCCCUUCCCCCACCCCCUUCAUCCACCGUCUGCAUACUGUUCCCCUGGUGAACCUGAAGUGAAAACCCAAGUCUGCACUCACAAGGUGCUAACCCUCCUCUCAUGCUCGUACAUGGGCAUUUUUGUUACUGUCCGUCCAUACGUGGCAAAGCACUUGUGAACGAAAUGUUGUUCCGAGUUUAACGCCUACAUUUUAGGAGCGUGUCGACACCUAUUCCCCGAGUUUGUUUGUGUUUCCCGAGACAGAAGACUACCUUCUGUGAGCACCGCACCAGAAAGACUUUCUGCACGUCAUUGUUGUUAACAUGAGGUGUUGGAUCUAGGGCUGGUCUUUAGUUGUCCAUUUAAAUAUGAUUUAUUUAUUUGUUUCUCACCGUCAUUUAAAAAGUUUUCACGAACGUCAUGAAAUCUGAAUGUUAUUUUAUAUUCCUUUUGAGUUCACUGAAAUCAUGGAAGCCCUUUCUGUUUAUUCUUUGGUCCGUUCACAGAUUCCUAUUUAUUAUAUUCCUUUUUUUGUAUUCCUCACGGUAGCUCGUGGAGACGAGCUGUAAUGGGAUUAGAAUGGGAACUAGAACAGCUAUUCUGUUAAUGGACCCAGCAGAAGGAGCCUAUGUAAAUGCCCUGGGCAAAAGUGCAAUUAUGCCACCUAAUUACGUUUCCCCUCUCCUUAGCGUGUGUCUUUUUACUAUUGGUGUGGGUCACACACAUCUGGCUGUGCAUGAGGGUAGAUGCACUCGUAUGUUUGGUGUGUGUGUAAGCAGGUGUAUGUCCCGGUGUGUGUACACAAAUGUCCGUGUCAAUGCCUCUACAUGAUGGCCUGUCCAUCAGCUGUCUUUGCUUAGGUCUAUCUAGCCAGACCAGGGAUGUUUUGUCCACAAGGGGAAACAUCUAGAAUGUAACCUAGCAACUCCAAUACAAAGACCUGGACACCACACCUACAGCACAUCAGCUAAGAUAUGAUCACAAUAUUUUCCCUGAUGCAUUGAUGUCUGAUUCACACACACACACACACCUACAUCAUGUUGGACACUGACCAUAAUCACAAAGGAAAUACGUCUGUUUUUCUGUUUAUCGUCCAAUAUUAAACUCAUGAGAGAGUUGCCUUUUCUCUUCAAACUAGUGAUUUUUUGGGGGUUGGAUCUAGACCUUGGAUCUAGAAUUUUUUUCCCUAAAAUUUUGAUUGGGUUUGGGAUAAGUACGUUCGGAAGGAAAUUCUGUUUCCUGUAAGUGAACCAAGGCACAAUUCAGAGAAAAGAAUCAAAAGCUACUUAACUGAAAUACUUGCUAACUUGGGACCCCUUGAAGUUCAAUAUCAGUAUAAAACGCUACUUAGAGUCUGCAGUUGUGUGGUUAUCUCUGCAGUACAUGCCCAGCUUGAAUAGGUGUGUCAUUAAUCCUAAGAAGGAACAUUCGAAAAUGUAAUUAUUAUCAAAUUGAUGAGGCUACAUUUACAUUAUUUAAAUAAUAUGAUUUAUUUUUUAAUCAUAUGUCGUCGUCUGCUCAACUCUUAUGUUGUCAGUUAUGUAGGCUAUUUACUAUUAGUGAGUGGAAAUGUUUCAACACACAUAAUCAAAACUAUGUGAUGUAACUAACUAUUACAUCCCUCCACAUUUUGUCAUUUUUGACAUUGAAAGGGCUGUACUGUGAGAGCAGACCGUAUGUUUAAUUUUUUACUGUGAAAAGAUGAAUAUGAGAAGUAACCUGAAGCACGUGGGUGUACUUCAUUUUUCAUCACCCGUCCCAAAAACGCACUCAAUGAAGAUAUGUGGUUGAUGAGCGUAUUUAAACAUUUAUGUAAAUAACUUAUUCAAGAUGUUUCUCUUUUCUUUUUUUCUUCUGAUGUCCAAUAUGCUACCGAAACUCUGUAUAUUCAAACUGUGAUUAUAUAAUACAUUUGUAGAUAUGACAUUCUGUACAGUGUUCAAAUGUAAAAAAAAAAAAACAUUGUUCAAAUGUAAAAAAAAAAAAAAAAGAUUCUGGAUUAAUUCUGUAUAUAAAUGGUGUUUACAGGGACUAAUAAAAGAGAUCAAUCUCUUUUUCUUCCU